CGUUGCAGCCCAUCCAAACGCAACAAAAAGGGGAAACAAACAGCUCGGUUCCAAGCUGAAGCUUUGCGGGAAGGAGGACUGGGGCUGUCGUGCGAGCAGGGAGAUAAUUGGACGGUACGAGGCGCAGCGGCUCGGCGGAGGAAUGGGCUCGGAGUGAGGGGACGGGGAGCCAUCCAGAGCUUUUGCUGCUGUUGCUGCCACACUUGUGCGUGAAACCAGAGGACUUUCUCCCGCUUUAUUUCUGCCUAUUAUCCAUCGGGGAAGGUGUGUCCAAACUGCGUGGGGAGUACCUGAAUGUGAGUGUCGUGAUCGUGCCGAAACACGUCCGACGCUCACAGCGUGGUGGGCAGGCAGUUGUUUGGCGGCGCUAGUCUCUGUAGCCCGGGCUGGUUUGACAGAUCGGAUCAGCAGCGAAGGGUAACGCCGCUGGAGUGCUGUCCGGCAGGCGCUGUGUAUCCCUGCCCCCAUCCACAACCAUCAUAUCACUCCGAGUCCGUGAAGACCUGUGUCAGGAUAAAAGCUGUGCUCAAAUCUAAAGAAAGGACACUGAAGUGAAGACAGCUGACAACCAAGAGCAGAGGCAAGGCGGACUGCACAACGCAAGAGGCCUGGGGAAAUCAUUAACUGCACGCGCACGCAGCAUGACUGACUGGGCCCCACACCUCCCUCUGUGUUCCUGAGACUGUCAUCCACCUCCAGCCCUGGCCUCAAGGCCAGCUGCUUUACCUGUGGAGCCUCCAUCAUAUUUCAUAUUUUGCAGUUUCACAGUGAGCAGCAACACACCAGGUGCACUCCUUUUGGAGAAAUCCCCAACACCCCCCGUCCCAGGACCCCAGGGACCGGACCCUAGGGACCGGCCCCUGUUAUGUUUCAUUGACCGAUCUGUCCCAACCAGCGAAUGACAAGUGGGCAUCCGAGGGUGGGGCUUGCCUCAGUCUCUCAUGAUUGGCUGCUGGAUGGAAUUAAGGUGAAUGGAACACAUGCCCAAGGAGCAGGACUCUAACCCAUCAGAGGGAGAAGAGAAACAGUGGCUCAAUGGCCCAAAGAGGAAGAGGAAGAACAGCCAAUGUUCGGUGAAGAGUAUGACUGGGUACAUUCCCAGCUACCUCGAAAAGGAUGAGCCAUGUGUGGUGUGUGGCGACAAGGCCACAGGUUACCACUACCGCUGCAUUACCUGCGAGGGCUGCAAGGGUUUCUUUCGUAGGACCAUUCAGAAGAACCUCCACCCCACCUACUCCUGUAAGUAUGAUGGCUGCUGCAUCAUCGACAAGAUUACCCGCAACCAGUGCCAGCUGUGCCGCUUCAAGAAGUGCAUUGCUGUGGGCAUGGCCAUGGACUUGGUGCUGGACGACUCAAAGCGGGUGGCUAAACGGCGCCUGAUUGAGGAGAACAGGGAGCGGCGAAAGAAGGAGGAGAUGGUAAAAUCCCUCCAGAGCCGUCCGGAGCCCACGGGGGACGAGUGGGAGCUGAUCCACCUGGUGACGGAGGCCCAUCGUCACACCAACGCUCAGGGCGCGCAGUGGAAGCAGAAGCGCAAAUUCCUGCCAGAGAAAAUUGGCCAGUCUCCAGUUGCCCCAACAUCAGACGGAGACAAGGUGGACCUGGAGGCCUUCAGCGAGUUCACCAAGAUCAUCACUCCCGCCAUCACCCGUGUCGUUGACUUUGCCAAAAAACUGCCCAUGUUCUCUGAGCUGCCUUGUGAAGACCAGAUCAUCCUGUUGAAGGGCUGCUGCAUGGAGAUCAUGUCCCUGCGCGCAGCCAUGCGCUACGACCCGGAGAGCGAGACGCUGACGCUGAGUGGGGAGAUGGCUGUGAAGCGGGAGCAACUGAAGAACGGCGGGCUGGGUGUGGUGUCGGACGCCAUCUUUGAUUUGGGCAAGAGCCUGGCACAGUUCAACCUGGACGACACAGAAGUGGCGCUGUUGCAGGCCGUGCUUCUCAUGAGCUCAGAUCGCUCAGGCCUGACCUGUACGGACAAGAUCGAGAAGUGCCAGGAGACGUACCUGCUGGCGUUCGAGCACUACAUCAACUACCGCAAGCACAACAUUCCCCACUUCUGGCCGAAGCUUCUGAUGAAGGUGACAGACCUGCGGAUGAUCGGGGCGUGCCACGCGAGUCGCUUCCUUCACAUGAAGGUGGAGUGUCCCAACGAACUCUUCCCCCCGCUCUUCCUAGAGGUCUUCGAGGACCAGGAGGUGUGAGACGCACUUGCCGCCAUGCAAAAGGAAGAGAACGUUGGAGCAAAAUGGAAGAUGGGUUAGUCCAUCGUCUUUGUAGGGGAAGAAUGGAGGGAGAAUCCUCUGGGCAGGAAUCUGCAUUUCUCUGAAAUCACAUUCACAGUAUGUGGUUUUAAAACUGGAAACAAGAAUAUCAGAAACAACACACCAGCAACAGGAGAGUGAAACAAGCAGAGGAUUUUGUUUUGUGAAUACCCUCUUCUCCACCUCUUCCUCCUCCUUAUACCAACCCCUGUUUUAAAAUCUGUGUGGGGGCCCUUCUGUCUGAGCAUGAUGUCUUAUCUAGUAAGAGUUGUAGCCAUUUGCCAAGACACAAACACACACACAAACAUGCACACACUCACAGCCUGCUCCACCUCAGUUCUUCAGGGCAGCACUCUUUGCAGGGUCAGUUUCCCCUCCUUGGUUUUUUGUAGUGGUCACAGAUUCACACUUGUCUUGAAGCCCAUGUUUCCAGCAUCAAAGCUGGCCAGCACCUCUCAGUAUUAUUUCUGAAUAAGUGCUAAGGCAUUGAUUCAGAAGGUAUGGACAGUACUGUCAUAUAAUUACUCACAGUCAUGCAGUCACCCACAAUCAGCAGACACUGCACAUUAAAAUUUCAGUAGACGUUGUUAAUGUUUCCGUGGUGUAUAAUGGCUGCAGUAAAGCAGAACAGCCGCACCGUUUAUCAGUUACUUAACACAAUCUGAGCCAUGACAGCUGUUUUGGAGCUUGUUCUUCUUCUUAUAUCCCUGUGAAACCGGUGCUAUAUUUAUAUAAGGCUACUCCAGUUUUAUUGAAUUGUGUUCUCUACCUUUGAAAAACAUAGAGACCAUGGCUCCAUAUCUACCUUCAUUUUUUUUUUUUGUCAUUGGACCGGUUCCUGUGACAUACAGCACACACACACACAAACACACACACACACACGAGCAGACUUGCCUUGUCAUUGCCUAUGCUGCUUGUGCCAGCAGCCUACCAUCUUAUGAAUGACAAGUAAGCCCUUCUCUCUCUGAAGAGUUACUGCAUUGAAGGAAGGGAAGGAAGAAAAAAGGAAGGGGGAGGAGAAAGGGAGACACUUAGAGGGGGAGGAGAAAAAGGAGCAGGGAAAGAGAGAGGAAUUACAAAGUAAUAGCUGGACUGUAGAUUGUGAGCCAGGGGUCAGAAGUAAAUCUCCCACACCCAGCCUCUGAGGAGGGUUUGAAUAGCAGCAAACACCAGCAAGACAGCAAAGCUCAUUGCAUACACACACUGUCUCUUCAACUCUCUCUCACACACACACACACACACAGACACACACAUGAAAACACACAUCACCUCAGAGUAACGUGAAUGCCUCAUUUUACUGUAUGCACUGCACGGCAGUGUUGAUAUACAGCCCUAACCUGCAGGGUUUGUACAGAGUCCUCUCCUCACAGACUCAGCUCAGUGUGGCCCUUCCAGGCUUCCAUACACAUUUGCCUUCUGCUUUUUUGUUUGUUUCCUUGUUUGUUUUUGUUUUCUUUAUUUUACCAUGGGCGUCACUGAGAGCAGGCAAAUGCCAAGAAGGCUAACAUUUACCUCAAAGUGGACACACCCCUAGGCUGGGGCAGCAUUACUGCCCCUGUGGUGUCAGGCACUACCUCACCUCUGUGGACACAGGGCAGCUGCCCACAGCCUACACACAGACAUACACCAUUUGAGUUGGCGCAUGUGUAGAAUGAUACACAGAUGUGCAUAGUUUGUUUUUUUUGUUUUUUUUGUAGGUGCACACUUGUAGUCAUGGAAAGACAAAACACUCGCAGAAUACACACACGCGUGCGCGCACACAUACACACACACACACACACACACACACACACACACACACACACACACAGCCACACACACACACACAG
Molecule: messenger RNA, 4090 nt
Organism: Archocentrus centrarchus (flier cichlid)
Lineage: Eukaryota; Metazoa; Chordata; Actinopteri; Cichliformes; Cichlidae
Product: thyroid hormone receptor alpha-B
Exons: 11
Coding region: 972-2201 (409 amino acids)
Biological process (GO): negative regulation of transcription by RNA polymerase II; retinoic acid receptor signaling pathway; thyroid hormone receptor signaling pathway
Cellular component (GO): RNA polymerase II transcription regulator complex
Molecular function (GO): zinc ion binding; nuclear receptor activity; RNA polymerase II cis-regulatory region sequence-specific DNA binding
Source: RefSeq, a predicted model, not a curated record